AAAAACACUACUAAGGAGUGCUAAAGUGGCAAUGAAACAGCCCAACAGAAAGAGGAAGCUUAGUAUGGAUUCCAAAGAGCAUUUGAAUCAGGAUGGAUGCUUGGAGCAAGCUGGAGAAGAAAAGAAGCCCCGGGAGGCUGCAACUCCGUCGAGUCACGGCUCCUCAGUGGCUGCACAGGAAGCUUGGUCUUGGGAGCAGUACUUGACAGAACAGAAGGCUGUAGCGGCACCCGUGGAACUGUUUUCCAAGGACCAAUCCUUUCCGGAGCAUGAAAAUGGUUUUCAGGUUGGAAUGAGAUUAGAAGGCAUCGACCCCCGACAUCCAUCUGUGUUCUGUGUGCUUUCUGUAGCUGAGGUGUGUGGCUACCGCCUGAGACUUCAUUUUGAUGGUUAUUUAAGCUGCUAUGAUUUUUGGACCAAUGCGGGUUCCCCUGACAUUCAUCCAGUAGGGUGGUGUGAAAAGACCAAACACGAAUUGCACAUCCCUAAGGGUUAUAGAAAAGAUAAAUUUGUUUGGAUGGAUUACUUGAAGGCUUGCAAAUUGCAAAAUGCUCCCAAGAAAUUAUUCAGAAACAGGAGUUCUCAUGGGCCAAUGCCUAAAGAAUUUCAGGUUGGAAUGAAGCUGGAGGCCAUCGACAGGAAGAACCCCUCCUUGGUGUGUGUGGCAACCAUAGCAGAUAUUGUUGAAGAUCGCUUACUAGUGCAUUUUGACAAUUGGGAUGAUAGUUACGAUUACUGGUGUGAUGUAAAUAGCCCUUAUGUCCAGCCAGUUGGUUGGUGUCAGGAGAAUGGGAGAACUCUGAUAGCACCCCAAGGUUAUCCUGAUCCAGAAAAUUUUUCCUGGACAAAAUAUCUGGAAGCUACUCAAACGAAUGCUGUUCCUGCCAAAGUUUUUAAAAUGCGGCCGCCCCAUGGUUUUCUGCCCAGCAUGAGGCUUGAAGCAGUGGACAGACGGAACCCCAGGCUGAUUCGCGUGGCUACAGUCAUCGAUGUGGAUGAGCAGCGAUUAAAGGUUCACUUUGAUGGCUGGGACCACAAAUACGACUACUGGAUGGAUGCAGACAGCCCUGACAUCCACCCAAUUGGAUGGUGUGACAUAACAGGGCAUCCCUUGGAAGUACCAUAUCGAGCAAAUGAUGUGAAAAUCCUUCCAGGUCAAGCUGUUUGUCCUACUCCAGGGUGCCGAGGAAUAGGCCAUAUCCGUGGUCCACGGUAUUCAGGACAUCACAGUGCUUUCGGCUGCCCGUAUUCCGACAUGAACUUGAAAAAGGAGGCAACCCUUCAUGAUCGCCUGAGAGAACAAACACAGGCAAAUUUGGAAUCUGACUCUUCACACUCAAAGUCAAAGAACCUCUGUACUUUGAACUUCAACGGAAAACAUGAGAAGGUGAACAGUCAGCCCAGACUUGUACAGCAGGCAAAGUGUUGGAAAAUCAAAGGAAAAGAAGAUAUUGACUUGGAUAAUCUCUUCAGAGAAUAUUCCGCUGAGCAGACUCAGCAGGCGCUGCAGCAGUCCGUCUUCAUGUCCUCCAUGUCGGCCCACCCAUUCCGGGACCUUCCGCUCGGCAGGGAGCAGCACUGCAAGUUGCUUCCAGGCGUGGCCAACAUCCAGGCAGGCGAGGUGGCCCGAUGGUCUGUGGAUGAGGUGGCUGAGUUUGUACAGUCGCUUCUGGGCUGUGAAGAUCAUGCCAAGUGCUUCAAGAAAGAGUGUCUCCGGAAAGGUGCCCAGGCGCACAGCAGUCAGCCUGGGCAUUGACCAGAAGCUGAUCAGACCAUCCCAAGGACCCACCCUUAGCACUUGCCAGCAGUGCCGGGCGGCUCUCUUUGAGGGCACAGGGAGACCCAUCCUGCCACUGACAAAGGUUGGUGGGCCAGCCACCCACCUGCACCGAACCCUCCCGGCCUCCGUUCUGAGGAGGCCUUGGGAGGAUUGGCCCUGCUCUCUCUCCAAGCAUGUGUGUAGCUGGAUUAUAUACCUUUAUAGAGUCACACCAUUGAAAGGCAAGAUCUCUAAUUUAGGGGGCUUCGUAGCAAUGAGUUGUUUGAACAAUUCUGAUUUCUUGUCAGACCCUCCUCGUUUUGUGGAAGUGACUAUAUCUGAGACUCCCACAGAGUGGGUCCCACAACUUCGAAGUUCCUACACCCUGUCCUUUCCUAUACCCACAGUACAUGCCCCCACGGAAGAGGAGGUCCGUUGUUUUCCGGGGGUGGGCGGGGCGGAGACAAACAGACCACACCCACCUGCCUCAUUCAGAAUCUUACAGUUGAAGAAAACUGAUUCACUUCUGUAAGAGGUGUGCUUAGAGGACCUUUAUUAGACCCUUACCUAAAUGGAAUUUUAAUAUAUUAUUGGUUCAUGUCAAUUUUUGUUUUCUAUGGGGUUUUGUUUGCUGUUUUUCUGCUUUUUUUUUUAAUUUUUAGACUGCCAUGU
Suricata suricatta (meerkat) is the source of this 2431-nucleotide messenger RNA. It is a transcript of the gene L3MBTL4, whose product is annotated as L3MBTL histone methyl-lysine binding protein 4. Bases 32 to 1756 code for a protein of 574 amino acids. Gene Ontology annotation, molecular function: protein binding; zinc ion binding. Gene Ontology annotation, cellular component: nucleus. Gene Ontology annotation, biological process: regulation of DNA-templated transcription. Lineage: Eukaryota; Metazoa; Chordata; Mammalia; Carnivora; Herpestidae. The record is from RefSeq and is a predicted model, not a curated record. The transcript is spliced from 17 exons.